This is a messenger RNA of Amphibalanus amphitrite, 1325 nucleotides long. Its product is annotated as glycine-rich cell wall structural protein 1.8-like. The transcript has 2 exons. NCBI's taxonomy places the organism in Eukaryota, Metazoa, Arthropoda, Thecostraca, Balanomorpha, Balanidae. Bases 18 to 1034 code for a protein of 338 amino acids. The record is from RefSeq and is a predicted model, not a curated record.
CGGAGCUCACCGCAGAUAUGGCGCCGAUGCGAGCUCUCCUGUUGGUGGCUCUGCUGGUGCUCGCCGCAGCACCUCACGGUGAAGCCGGCAGACGCGGCGGUCACGGCAGGAGCCGGCGCAUUGGUGGCCAUGGCGGCUGGUCCAGCCGUGGAUACAGCGCUGGGUCCAGCCGUGGAUACAGCGCUGGAUAUACAGCUGGACACGGACAGUCCCUGAGCGCUGGAUACGGCGGUGGAUCCAAGGGUGGCCAUGGAGGAUUCUCAAGCGGUGGUUACGGCAAAGGAUCCAGUUUUGGACACGGGAGGUCUCUAAGUGCUGGAUACGGUGGUGGAUCCAACAGCGGGCAUGGAGCAUUCUCCAGCGGUGGCUAUGGAAGUGGAUCAAACUUUGGACACCGUAGUACCAGCGGACAUGGUGGAUUUUCCAGUGCUGGAUACGGAGGUGGAUCCAGCUUUGGACACCGCCGUAGCAGCGGACACGGUGGUUUCUCCAGUGGAGGAUACAGCACCGGAUCCUCCGCCGGACACGGGAGGUCUCUGAGCGCUGGAUACGGUGGUGCAUCCAACGGUGGAUAUGGAGGCGGAUCCAAGGGCGGCCAUGGCGGAUUCUCCAGUCGGGGAUACGGAGGUGGAUCCAACCUUGGACACCGCAGUAGCAGCAGGCACGGAGGAUUCUCCAGUGGUGGAUACGGAGGCAGGUCCAGCUUUGGGCACGGACAGUCCAUAAGCUCUGGGUACGGCGGUGGAUCUAACCUUGGACACCGUAGAAGCAGCGGACACAGUGGGUUCUCCAGCGGUGGAUACGGUGGCGGAUCCCGUGGUGGCUACGGUGGUGGAUCCAGCCAUGGACGCCGCAGUAGCGGGCACGGCGGUUUCUCCAGCGGUGGAUACGGUCACGGAGGUGGAUCCCGCGGCGGAUACGGAGGUGGAUCCCGCGGCGGACACCGCGGCGGCUCACUCGGCUUCGGAGGUGGUUUCACCAAGGGCAGGUCAUUCACCAGUGGAGGAUAUCGCCAGGGAGGACAUCGCUGGUAAAAACACACGCUGUGCCUGCCGAGCAGUGUGCAGUGUGAAUUAUUCGAAUUUACAACUAGGAAUGUAUUCAUGACCCUCAUUAAUGACACAUGCACUAUCGUAUCGUGCGCUGUUUGCGGCCGCUGCCCGGCUGUCCGUUUGUCCUGGACCGCUCACACUGGCGCUGUUCGCUUGUAUCAUGCGCGACAUAAACUCAGCUCGCUUAUGUUUUCAUGUCAGCACUGUCAUCGUCGUUUACCUCUCAGCAAAUCAAUAAAGUGGAAACCGAUAAAUUCAGAGUUGAUGGCUUCA